AGUAAGCAAGGUGAACUACAAGACCCAGCAGUCUGGUCUUUAAACAAAUGAGCUGUAAAUGUAGGCUCUCUGCCCGCUCAUCUCUGCUUAUCAGCCGCACACCACGUGACCCCUGUCGUAUGACACCACGUGACCCCUGUCGUAUGACACCACGUGACCCCUGUCGUAUGACUCGGUUAUUACUGACAGGUUUUCCCGCUCUCAGCAGAACUCUGGGUGUCGGACCGUGACCUUGUCGGAGACGUCACCAGGCUCCGCCCUAGGAGGUCGGAAGGGGACGCUCUUCGCCUGGUUUCGGCUUCCGGGAAGCGGAAGUAGAAGUCUCGGCACCGCGCAUAGCUCUAGUUCCGCCUCCUGUCAUGUCUGGUUACGGGGUGUCGAGCUUCUUCUCAGGACCGGAGCUGCUGGAGGACCCGGCACACGCCUCGUCCUUACUGGCGCAGCUCAAGUCUUUCUAUGACGCCAGUCUCCUGUGUGACGUCACCAUCCGCGUCCUUGGCGGCAGCUGUGAGGAACCCGGCGGCGCCGAGGACCCGGAGAACAGCCGCAGCUUUCACUGCAACCGCAAUGUGUUGUCUGCCGCCUGCCCGUACUUCCGGAGCAUGUUCACCGGCGGCCUGUACGAGAGCAAGCAGCAGCAGGUGACACUGCACGACAUGAGCCCAGAGUCCAUGGCGCUGAUCAUAGAGUACUGCUACACGGGCAGAGUGACUGUGACUGAGACCAAUGUGCAGCGCCUCUAUGCAGCUGCUGAUAUGCUUCAGCUGGAGUAUGUGCGCCAGGCCUGUGCCGGAUACCUGGCCCGGAGGUUGGACCUGCACAACUGUGCCGCCAUCCUGCGCUUCGCUGACACCUUCGACCACUGCGAGCUCCGCAGCCGUGCUCUUUCCUUCAUGGCGCGACACUUUGAGCAGUUUGUGGCCAGCGAGGACUUCUGUGAGAUGAGCCUGGCCCAACUAAAGAUGGUGCUAAGCAUGGACAACCUGGACGUGGUGAGCGAGCAGACUGUGUGCAGUGCCGCACUGCGAUGGCUGGAAGCCAACCCCAAGGAUCGGGCAGAGAUGUGCCUGGAGGUGCUGGGCUGUGUGCGCUGGCAGCACUUCACCGACAAGGACCAGGCCCAUCUAGAAAGCUUCAAGUCCAGGCCGUGGGUCCGCAAGCAUUGCUUACCGUACCUAGAGGCUGCGCUGCAAGAUAAAGAUGGCAAAUCUGCCGCCAUCGUGCAAGAGAGCAGUCCCAUGCGCAGGAUAGGCAUGUUGGCUAAAGAAAUGGUCAUCUUCUUCGGACACCGCAAAGAGCCCUUCUUGUGUUAUGAUCCUUACUCUGGAGACAUUUACACUAUGCCUUCCCCUCUCAGCAACCUCGCCCAUGGCAAGGCAGUCACCUCCUCAGCUGUAUGUGUCUCCCCAGAGAAUGACCUGUACUUGGCCACACAACCGAUGAAACAGCUGUGGGUGUACAGCCCUGUACAGAACAGCUGGCAGCUCCUGGCAGAGAGGUUGUUGUGUAGGGAGGGCAUGGACGUAGCCUACCUGAAUGGUUACGUGUACAUCGUGGGCGGCCAUGACCCUUCUUCUGGUGCCAAGAUCAAAGAUGUUGAGUGCUAUAGUGUGCAGAGGAAUCGGUGGACACUGGUGGCCUCACUACCACAUUCUUUCUACUCUUUUGAGUUGGUGACAGUGAAUGACCGCCUGUAUGCCAUCAGUAAUAAGAGGAUGCUGUGUUACGACCCUGCCUGCAACCAGUGGCUCAACUGUGCCUCAAUGAAGCGCUGCGACUUCCAUGAAGCCUGUGUGUACAAUGACGAAAUUUACUGUAUAUGUGACAUUCCUAUAGUAAAAGUGUACAAUCCCGCCAGGGGAGAAUGGCGGCGGAUCAGUCCUAUACCCACUGAGAUCAAUACGAACAACUACCAGAUAGUGCACUACGGGUCCAAACUACUCCUCAUCUCUUGCACCAUCGUACAGUGGAAGAAAAACCGUGUGACUGUUCAUGAGUAUGACGUGACUAAUGACCGAUGGGUCAAUAUUGGCACCAUGCUGGGCCUUCUGCAUUAUGACUGCGGAUUCAUGUGCCUGUCUGCCCGAGUGUAUCCUUCUUGCUUGGAAUCUGGACAGAGCUAUAUCACAGAGGAGGAUGAUGUACGGAGUGAGUCCAGUACUGACUGGAUGGAUGGCUUCAGUGAGCUGGACUCUGAAUCAGACAGUCUGAGCUCUUUUUCAGAGGAUGAAUGGCCGAGGGUAUCUCUGGCAAGGCCACGGAUAUAUCUAGAAGGCUCUUUCUAAUCCACGGACACCUUAUUUGUAUUUCCCUUUUAGAUGUCCCUCAAGGUUCUCGAGCCAAACCAUCUGCCUCUGAUACCGAUAUGCUGCACUACUUGAAACCUUGUUCUGUCAUGGAGAAACACCUCUUCAGCCAAUUCUAAGAUAUCUUUGCAGGGAGCCUGUCAUCAUUUUUCUAAUACCCAAACCAUAAGUUAUUCGGAUAGUCCCUGGUGAUCUGCCUGCCCCUGACCAGCCUUGAAAGAUAGAUAUCUUCCUAAACUCAAAUUGAAGCGAGAUCUAUGGUGGGGAUAAGCCAAUGAUUUGUGGUUUGGGCAGCAUAAAAGUGAUACGUUCUCUUUAAGUUUAGUCCCUUUGUUCAGACAUAGCGAUAUGACCUGUUGUGCUUCCUUAUGUGAAUAUUUCACUUAUGUUGCGUAAAAGUAUCUUGCAACGUGUUUCUUUUUAGGGUAGGAGUUGUUGAGUGUUUUCGUAGUAGAGACCAUGGAAAUGGAUAGCAAAAAAAGUUUUUUUUGUUUUGGCACUUGAAAAUAUUCUGUAUUUUUUACUUUGCUUAUAAGCAUGAGUGACCUUCAGUUUUCACUUCAGGUAUACUGUUAUACCUCAGUUGGGAUCAGUCAUUUUUUUAUAUGAUGUAUUUAAAGGGGUUUGAUUCAAUAUUAAUGAAAGUUUGCCCCAUUUACCUCAGAAUCGGCCACAACCCAAGGACAGGUGUGUGUGUUUCUGAAAGAAGGCAGCCCUUUUGUUCUAAUACUGGGUAACCCCUUUAAAAUAGUGAAAAAGGUUAUAGUUUACAUUUUUGUGAAAAACUUGUCUGAUCAGAUAUAACAGUAUGGACAUGCUAUGUUUUACAUGUACACCUCUGUACUACAGGCUUUAUGGGCAUGUUCUUUACAUAGGCCGCGUUAAAGAGAAUCUGUGGUCAGUUAAAAAAAAUAUAUAUUUUUUUUCUGUAAUGUAUCUAGCCUUUGGUUCUGAUUCAUUUUUUUUAUGUUGCUACGCCUUCCAUUCCCAAGAUAUGGGGAUUUUCAUAUUUGGUUGUAUAUGUGUGCUUUCUCCCUGAAUAGUCAGAUGGGUGUAAACUUUAUUUCAAAAUGGGGUGUGAGCAUGAGGUUGAUGGAUGUCAGUCAUCCUCAGGAGGGUGUAAACAGUAUGCCAAGGGGAUUUCGAACAGGCUCAACUCCUGGCCACCUGACUUCAGUAAAAUGGACAUAUACAAUGAAACUAUUAACAAACCCGAAUAUCUCGAGGCGUAGUAAUAAAAUAAAUUUUCUUUCAAAUUGGGGCACAAGAGGCUGUAAAAUGAUAGAGGUACUCCAUAGGAAAAUUCAAUUAGCUAGUCCUAGUUAAACAGAUCCUAGUAUUCUGAUUUAUAAAUCUUAACCCUUCCAUUACUUAUAAUUUGCUGUAUACUACAGAGAAUGUUAGUUCUUUCCAGUCUGCUUCCACCAUUGUCAGCCUGAAGAGCUGUUUAGAGCAGGAGAAAAACCCCAUAGCAAUUCUUUACUGCUGUGGACAGUCCCUGGCAUGGACAGAGGUGGCAGCAGAACACUGUGGUCAGACUGGAAAGAACUACACAACUUCCUCUGGAACAUACAGCAGUAUGUACUGGAAGGCUGAAGAUGUUUUAUAAUUUACAAAUCUGUAUAACUUAGACACCAGUUGGUUUGAAAACAUUUUUUAUUUUUCCUCCGGAGUACCACUUUAGCCGUUUAUUUUAAUUGAUUACUGGUCCCCUUUAAGUAGAAUUUUGCAUUGUCCUUAUGGGCUAUACACAGACUAUGUAUAAUGCCAAAGCUCUAAUGCCAAUUAACAUGCAACCUUUCCUCUACAGGUUUUACAGCAUAUGUUGUGAUUUUUCUUUUCUUACUAAUGUAUUGGUCAGGGAACAGUUGCAUGGACACAGUUUUUCUGCAGUUGACUGCAAUGUCAGUGUGACAAGUCUGUAUUUCAAGCCUUAAAGGGGUUGUCCAGAUUUUGAAAUGCAAAGAUGAUUUCUUCCAAAAAGAGCGCUACACCUGUCCUUGGGGUGUCUCCAGUAUUUCAGCACAGCUGCAUUAAACUCGUCUGGGAUUUUAAGAAGAUUGCCUAAAAGUUGGAGGUGUCCUAACAAUAAAAAUUACUACAUGUUAAAGGUGUACUUUUUAAAUCAACUGGUGCCAGAAAGUUAAACAGAUUUGUAAAUUACUUCUAUUAAAAAACAUCUUUACCCUUCCAGUACUUUUUAGCAUCUGUAUGCUACAGAUGAAUUUCUUUUCUUUUUGAAUUUUUGUCUUGUCCACAGUACUCUCUGCUGACACCUCUGUCCAUGUCAGGAACUGUCCAGAGUAGCAUAGGUUUGCAAUGGGGAUUUUCUCCUGCUCUGCGCAGUUCUUGAUACGGGCAUCAGGUGUCAGCAGAGAGCACUGUGGACAAGACAAAAAAGAAACUCAAAAAGAAAAUUUCCUCUGUAGCAUACAGCUGCUAAAAAGUACUGGAAGGGUAAAGAUUUUUUAAAAGUAAUUUGCAAAUCUGUUUAACUUUCUUUGCACCAGUUGGUUUAAAAAAAAUGUUUUUCACCGGAGUAGCCCUUUAAUUCCCCCACUGGCCCGGCAGUGAUAACAUCAUGCACAUCAUUCAAAUGACUACUGCAGCCAAGCUGGCUGACAGGCAUCACAACUGAGGCCAGUGCAAAGCUGCAGCAGUCAUGUGAAUGAUGUUUGGCAUAUCUUGGCUUCAGAAUCAUUGAGGACUACAAAAGCAGCUAGGGAAACAAUUGUGUGAGGUUUUUUUUUUCCUGCUUCUUUAGGUAACGUUCUUCUGAUCCUGCUAACCCCUUUACAACAUUCAUCCAAAGUUUCAGGGCUGCACAAUCUUCAUCUGCAGUGCACUCUGGACUCCAGUUGAUAUGACUGCCUCGGCAAUUGUACCGUCCAUAGUGGCCUGCGUCUCCUCAUGCUGGAGCUGAAGAUUGUGCAGGCCUAAACGUUGGAUGCAUGCCUAGAAGAUGAGCUGCAGUACUUAUCAUCUGAACAGGUGUGGUGCUGUUUUUAGAGAAAGCCUAUGUUUCUCUAAUCCUGAACAAACUCUUUAAAGCCAAGUUCUAAAAUUCUUGUUCUGUUUGUAAAAGCUAAAGUUGCACCAGGCAGUAAGUUACUAGUACAGAUGUUGGUGUGCCGGCUCAAGUUUAAGUAUUUCUAGUGGAAUUUAGUAAUCUGCCAAAUGGAGUUACCUUGUUUCGUUGUCUAGCACGUGUAAAGUUCCUUUAAUAUGGGCCGUCAUCUCUGAUAGUAAGGUGCUUGUAUCUGGCACAGAACAGCCUGAUGAUCCAGAAUCUCAUUAGAAAAUAAGAUUUGGGUGGAGAUUAGAAGCCACUUCAUAUUAAGAUUAGUAAUCGUCCUUAAAUGAAGAUAUUUUAGAUGUAAUCUUGUCAUUGGGUUGUGAGUCUUUCUAGAGCAGUGGUCUCAAACUAUGGCCCUCCAGAUGUUGCAAAACUUCAACUCCCAGCAUGCCCGGACAGCCGUUGGCUGUCCGGGCAUGCUGGAAGUUGAAGAUGUGCAACAGACCGCUGUUUUAGAGGGUUUAGCUUCAGAUUUUUUUUUUGUCUGAUGCUCCGUAAAAGGAACUUUACUAUACGUUUGACAAGUUUUUCAUUGUUUUAAAAAUAUUCUCUUAUGAAUUCUCAAGUUUUAUAUAUGUCAUUAGAAGUUUGUAUAUCUUACACAGAAAAAAAGCAAUAUGAUCAAUACAAAGUUACCUUUCUUUUCUUAUAUUUCUUUAAUGUUCCAUUGUAAUACCUUUUAUUAAAGGAAAUCUGUAGUGAGUAAAUUUCCUGUUUCUACUAGCACUGUCGACUACCCAACCCCCCCCCCCCAUCUUAACUGUGAGGUGGUUCUUCACCCAGCAGGGAGCAGGGUAACAUUGACUCAGUGCUGAUCCCUUUGGUGAAACAUGGUGAUUUCUUAUUGUGUAAACUGACUGGUCCGACUUCAUGCGUACUCCACUCCACACACACACAUACACUAAAGAGGUGCACGUUCUUCAUAAAUAGCAAAGUAACUUAGACGUAGACAGGUUUAUAAGUGUAUUCUGGGCUGGCGUGAGUUUGUGCAAAAAUUUACCACUUUUUACUACUACUGCAAAAAAAAUGGAAAACCAAUGGUGGAGCGACAGGGGAUUGUUAACCCUAAUAAAGACUGAAUUUUCAGCUGAAGAUUUAACGACAAAUGCUAUUAAAAACCUACCCAUGGGAUAAAUGUAAAAGUCUGAACAGUUGCUAGAAUGGUGUACGUAGUUUUCUCCAAUUUUUUUUGUUGGAGAAAGGAAAAAGAAAAUGGACAAGCCAUUAGCAUUAGACAUUUAGCAAGAUAAGUUUAUAAAAAUACAUGGAAUGCUUGUAUAGUUCUCUUAGAAAAUAGGUGUGGAAACUACUAAAUAGGGCUUCGAUAGCAGGAAUGCUGAAAAUUUCGAAAAAAAAUAUGUACAUAUCAUUUUCUUUUCUUUUUUUUUUCCUUUUUGAAUCCACUUUUGGCUUUGGCUCAAACAUCAAAAGCGACAUUUGUGAUUCCAACAUAAGGGUGGUUUUACUUGCAGCUGUUUUUUGAGCCAAAGUCCCAAGAGUGAACUAAAAGGUCAGUGUUAUAUUUUGAGAUGUGAAACUUCCCCAAAACUGCCAAAUAAGUGGGAACUAAAAAGUUUACCAAUUGAUUUAAUUGAGAAAGCACCAUUUUGUUGCCACUUAGCUGAGUUUUGCAUCUGUGUUAUGAAUGUAAAAUUAAGUGCCAGGAACUUCUUUUAAGCUGUUUAUAUGCCAAUAUUAAGCUUAAUUGCAAAUACGGUAGCCUUUUUUUCAGACUUAAGAACAAAAAAAAGUCUGAAAAUUGUCAAAAAAAACAUUAAUAAAAGGCUGAAAAAGUGUGUUUCAGAGGCUAUUUUUGUUUAAAAGUUAUUUUUUUUUCUUUCUGAAACAGAAAUAUGACCCGAAAGCCGCACAUGGCCUUAGGUCCCAUUCACCUUUUGCCCACAGGUUAGCUGUAAAAUUUAACAACCUGCUGACUUAUUCCAGAAAUUGUAAUGUGAAUGGGCUGUAAAUUAGACAUAUAUGAUAAAGAAUAUACACAAACAGGUCUAAUUCUAAUUCCGGAGUUCCUGUCAAGUGGAUUUGUACCAGAUGUU
Molecule: messenger RNA, 7436 nt
Organism: Hyla sarda
Lineage: Eukaryota; Metazoa; Chordata; Amphibia; Anura; Hylidae
Gene: KBTBD7
Product: kelch repeat and BTB domain containing 7
Exons: 1
Coding region: 360-2285 (641 amino acids)
Molecular function (GO): protein binding
Source: RefSeq, a predicted model, not a curated record